Messenger RNA from Linum tenue, 1704 nucleotides. Lineage: Eukaryota; Viridiplantae; Streptophyta; Magnoliopsida; Malpighiales; Linaceae. The record is from the annotation of a GenBank genome assembly.
GCAAAGUCUUCUCCUCCUAUAGCAAACAAAGUUCACAUUUUUCCUCCUCUCCCUCCCCUCCUUUCUUCUUGUAUUCCUCUUGGGGCAAGAUCAACAAAACCCCAACCAACUGUUGGCUUUUGCCCCUUCCUGCAGAGGUUGUCCUUCUUCUACAGUAUCAUCAGAGGCAAGCAACAGCAGCAGCUCCCUCUCCCAUCUUCUCAUACCAACUCCUUCAUAUUAAUCAGUUCAAGGUGCCUGCAGAAGAGUGAACAAGCAGUUGCUGUGUCUGUUGGUGCCAUUCCGCCAACACAUCUGGAUCAAGAUCAUGCAAUAAUCUCCAGAACAAAAAACCCCACAGGAGAAGGAUAUUAUUUAUUUAUUAUUUUUUUUUUUACUUUCCUUUGUGUUGCUACUUCUCUCCACUGCCUAAAAAAUGGAGAGAGUUCUGAAGCCUUAUGACAAGGAAUACAUGAGGCUAGCCAUGUUAAAGCAUGAAGAAACAUUCAGACAACAGGUUUAUGAACUGCACAAGCUAUACAGGAUCCAGAAACUAAUGAUGAGAAGCUCUGGCAAACCCAACAAGACCAUGCCUCACAAUCAUCAGAUUCCUUCCAACAGCCAUCAGGAUUUCUGGAAAAUUUCCUCCAGGAUUAAUGGGUUCAGUUUCAACUCCAGGAACAACAUUAUAGAUGCUCCUCCUCCUCCUAAUCAGCUUUAUCGUGACAAGUUAGCAAUGGAGCUGGACUUGGAAAGGCAAGCAGAGGAAUUUGCAGAGUCCAAUGGCUGCCGCGGAGGGGAUCAUGUCGAUAAACAAAAGAAUGGAACAGUUAUCAUGGAGGAGUGUGAGAUUGAGUUGACAUUGGGGCCAGCUAGUUUUUGUCCAAGUAGGAAGAAACCAUGUCGAGAAGAAGCAGCGUUGACCUCAGAAUCGGGAGGUGGAAGCCUGUCUUCAUCCUCCACUGGGUCGAGUCAGAUUAACAGGAUGAGCAAUAAAGACAGCAGAGCAGAUGAUCCUGAAAAUGGGAUGAUGAUGAAGAAGCAGAAGCAGAGUACUGUUGGAAUUAUUGGUAGUAAUAGCAAUGUUGUUAACAAUAACAAUAAUCAUAAUGAACAGUUGAGAAGGCAGCAACAGGAUCAUAGAUUAAAGCAGCAGCAGCAGCCUCCCUGGCUUUGCCAGGUUCUGAGCUUGAAUAUGACUUGAAAUAAAGAAGUUUCAUGUCAGCUGGUGGAGAUUUGUGAAUUGGAUGGGUGGAAUUGGGUCAUUUGAAACGUUGGUGGGUUCUAUUUUUCUUUGUUCUUGUCUUCUUUUCCAUGGUUAAUUAUUUUCCAUGGGUUGAUGGAAGAGUUUCAGGAAGGAUAUGUCAGACUUUGUUGUAAGGAUGACUUGACUGCUUUGUUUGGGGCUCUCAACUCAACUGGUCUUAGCUAGCUAGCUCCAGAUUUGUCAAUUGACUGCAGAUUUUCAGGCUGGGAAUCUAAAAUUUUAACUCCCUCUGUCACCACUCUUUUCUAGUAUAUGUAGAUCACCUUUCUCGCGAUUUAUGCGUAUUAUCCUUAUGCAAAGGUCAUGCUAGUUUUCUUUAUACUGUUUAAAUUUUAUCGGAUGUCCCCGAUAUUAAUUACCUCGGAAAAUGAUGUUCAGAAACAGACAGCAUGGAAAUUUCUGAUAUGGGUUUAUGGCUGUCAAUAGAAGCUAUAAAAGAAGAAACGAAAAAAGAAGGC